Suillus paluster is the source of this 243-nucleotide messenger RNA. RefSeq lists its product as uncharacterized. Lineage: Eukaryota; Fungi; Basidiomycota; Agaricomycetes; Boletales; Suillaceae. Bases 1 to 243 code for a protein of 80 amino acids. The record is from RefSeq and is a predicted model, not a curated record. The transcript is spliced from 2 exons.
AUGAACUUCAAAUACAUCACCGUCCUCCUUGCUGCGACUGCGGCCCCCGCAGUUGCAGGCCCCCUGGGCUACGCCAUCUGCCAAACAGGUUGCAACGGCAUUGCUGUUGCUUGCUAUGCUGGAGCUGGGUUUACAUUCGGUGUCGCACUACCAGCGGCACCUCCUGCCAUUAUUGCAUGCAAUGCAGCCUUAGGGGCAUGCAUGGCUGCUUGCGCCGUCAUCGCGCUUGGACCCACUCCCUGA